Molecule: messenger RNA, 951 nt
Organism: Soboliphyme baturini
Lineage: Eukaryota; Metazoa; Nematoda; Enoplea; Dioctophymatida; Soboliphymatidae
Source: the annotation of a GenBank genome assembly
AUGCUCAAUGGAUCUGUAUCCGUGAGGCCAGCCACUCAUGCCGGUAGCUGGUACUCUGACGACGCCCAGGAACUGGAAUCGAUGUUAGACAAAUGGUUAGAGGACGUCAAAGAGCGAUAUGAGUCGACACGAGCCAUCAUCUCGCCGCAUGCCGGAUAUGUGUACUGUGGGAGCUGUGCUGCAUACGGGUUCAAGCAGAUUGAUCCAACUACCACGGACAGAGUGUUCGUUCUCGGACCAUCGCAUCACGUGUCAUUCAAUGGCUGCGCAUUGAGCAGCUAUGACAUGUGCGGCACGCCGUUGUACGACCUAGUCGUCGAUCAGAAGGGUACUUCUACCAUUGACGUGUCUUUUGCCGCCCCCUGUCUAAAGCCAUGUGCAGUUAAUAGGGAGCUGAUGAAAAGCGGCCAGUUUCAACUGAUGCAUUCGUCAACGGAUGACGCCGAGCACAGCAUCGAAAUGCAGCUACCCUUUCUGGCGAAAAUGAUGCGCAGUCGUUCAACUUCCUUCAGCGUCAUUCCGGUGUUGGUUGGGAGCUUGACUCGUUCCAAGACAAUUGAAUAUGGCAAGAUCUUCGCUCAUUACCUGGCUGAACCAAGAACCGUGUUUAUAAUAUCUUCGGAUUUUUGUCACUGGGGAAGCCGUUUUCGAUACACCGUUUGGGACCGAACCUUGCCUAUUUAUUCUAGCAUCGAAGACCUGGACCGAUGCGGCAUGAAAGCUAUUGAAACACUCGAUCCUGCAGUAUUCGACGAAUAUCUGACGCGAACGGGAAACUCGAUUUGCGGCCGGAAUCCGAUUUCAAUACUUUUACAGACGGUCGCCCAUUUUCGUCAGAUGUCGAAGCAGCGCGUUGUUUGUAGGUUUUUGAAUUAUGCUCAGUCGAAUCGAUGUGAGACGAUGCAGGAUUCGUCCGUGAGCUAUGCCGCUGGAGCACUUACGAUCGACUGA